This is a messenger RNA of Blumeria graminis f. sp. triticale, 642 nucleotides long. Lineage: Eukaryota; Fungi; Ascomycota; Leotiomycetes; Helotiales; Erysiphaceae. The record is from the annotation of a GenBank genome assembly.
AUGAAAGCACCAAUUGCUGUCUCCCCAACUCAAAGAUGUUCCAAGCCUCAUUUAUCAAUAAGUGAACUGGCAGGGAAGUUGACAACUCGAGGAAAGUCUUCUGCAUCCGGGUGCAAGAACAUUAAGGUCAAAAACCGACGAAAACUUUACUUAGACGCACACCCUAGCUAUUUUACAUCCAGUGAUCUAGAACUUGCCGAUCCAUUACUGUAUGACAAAUGUAUACGAAAGUUUCAGACAUCGGUAGAGCGUGAAGCGGAUGGAAAGCAAAAGGGGUACUCCGGAGUUCUCGAGGCAGAUCUUUGGCGGAGUGAAGCCAAGAUUGCUAAAAUCGAAAAGUACCAAGAGAAUAUUGCUACCGCUAAUGCGUCAGAUAGAAGAUAUCUACAAAUAGCAAUCUUAGACGAAGAUGAAAAUAACAUCAAGACUAAAGAGGAGGGCUGGGAGAGAUGGCUGUAUGUCAUGACUUUACGCUUCCUGGACGGGGAAGACGAAGACUUUGAUUACAAGGAAGUAGAUGACAGCGAUGAAUGGGACUGGGUUGAGAGAAGAGAGAUGGAGGAAGCUUGGUUUGAUGCAGAAGAGCCAGAAUGGCUAAAUGAGGAUAACCGUCAAGAAGAUACUGGUAUUCAGGAUUUCUAA